Sinocyclocheilus grahami is the source of this 1118-nucleotide messenger RNA. RefSeq names its product cysteine and histidine-rich domain-containing protein 1-like. NCBI's taxonomy places the organism in Eukaryota, Metazoa, Chordata, Actinopteri, Cypriniformes, Cyprinidae. The transcript has 9 exons. The coding region runs from base 1 to 819 and encodes 272 amino acids. The record is from RefSeq and is a predicted model, not a curated record.
AUGAAAUAUUGGAGCUGCUGUAAAAGGAAAACCUCAGACUUCAACACGUUUCUGUCUCAGGAGGGCUGUACCCAAGGAAAGCAUCAGUGGAAGAGAAAAGAUACAGGAAAGAAGGUUGUGCCAUGCAGUCCAGAUGAGCCUUUCUCCAGUCUACAACAGAAGAUCUCUCCUUCGCUUGAACAGGCUUUAGAAAAGCUUAAACUGACUCAGGAAAAUGCACAGGAGAUAAAGGAGGAGGAUAGUGAUGAAAUUAAGAUAGGGACAUCCUGUAAGAAUGGAGGCUGCAGUAAGACAUUCAGCGGACCAGCCAGUGAUGAAGAGACAUGUUUGUAUCAUGCUGGUGUACCUAUCUUCCAUGAAGGGAUGAAAUAUUGGAGCUGCUGUAAAAGGAAAACCUCAGACUUCAACACGUUUCUGUCUCAGGAGGGCUGUACCCAAGGAAAGCAUCAGUGGAAGAGAAAAGAUACAGGAAAGAAGGUUGUGCCAUGCAGGUUUGAUUGGCAUCAAACAGGAAGUCAAGUCAUCAUUUCAAUUUAUGCCAAAAAUUCAGUACCAGAGCUGAGCUCAGUGGAGGGGAACAGCACUGUGCUCAAAAUCCACAUUAUAUUUGAAGGAGAGAAAGAAUUUGAACACCAGAUCAGUUUGUGGGGGGUAAUUGAUGCAAGUAGAAGUUUGGUGAACAUGAUGGCUACCAAAAUUGAGGUUGUGUUGAAGAAAGCAGAACCAAUGUCAUGGGCCCGACUAGAUCUACCACCUGUAGCUCCUCCAAAGGGAGACAAAAAGGAAAAAGAUGUUGACAGUGAGGAUGAGUGUGAUUAAAUUAAGAGACUGUAAGAGAACUACCAUUCUCUGAAUGGGAAUCAUCUUCUCUGGUUCUAAGGUUUGAUACAUAAUGAAGCAUGAAUGUGUCAUGUAAAUUCUGAAAGCUCUUCAUGUUUGUCCAAGAUAAUAGAUUUAUUGUACAGGGCAUGUUUAGAGGGUUUUUCUAAGAAAGCUUUCAAGGAACCAAGUUACUCUAAUACAAUAUUUUGAUUCAAACCUAAAUGUGUGCAGUCCUAGUAAAUGGAUCAUUUCACAUUCCACUGUUUUGUUUAAGUGUACUAUGGAAGCCAGUGGGG